Molecule: messenger RNA, 959 nt
Organism: Mizuhopecten yessoensis (Yesso scallop)
Lineage: Eukaryota; Metazoa; Mollusca; Bivalvia; Pectinida; Pectinidae
Exons: 3
Coding region: 164-538 (124 amino acids)
Source: RefSeq, a predicted model, not a curated record
UACUAGCCAGUAUCUGGAAUCAGUCCUAUAUAACUCUGAACACCACGCCAAUUUACAGGAAACUCUGGAAACCAUAAGAUAUAUUUUGGAAUCAACACAGUAAACAAUACCUCCCGGUAAACUUCGGAACCACGAACAGGAGAAACCCCACGGCAAACAAGUCAUGUUAUCUUCCCUAGCCUUCAUCGUCAUCAUCGCCACAGCCGGCAGAGUCGAGUGCUCCUGUCGUGAAAUAUCUACAGACGAUGAAAUUAUAAACCAGUGUGUAAUAGAAAAGGUCAACGUGACUCUCAGGAUAGGAGAGGUAGAAGAAAGACUUCACCCCGAGUGUAAGGCAUACAAAUGUGUCGAGGAGAACCUGGUCAACAUGUGCGGAAUGGGAUAUAAUGACGAAAAUCAAUAUGGUCCUGACAGUUCCGGUCCGAAAUGUACGGAGACAAAGAACCCGGAUUGUAGUGUCACCGUGAAGUGUAUCGACGAGCCCUCGUUUAUCAUAGCAGAUGAGAAAACGUCAUAUGACAUAUCUCCUGUCGGUUGAACUUGGAUUUUGUGUCUUAAAUGGGAAAUUGUUUUUGUUUUACUUUUUCGUUAUCUCGAAACUUCUAGUUUAACUUCUGGUUUAAAUGACGUCCAUGUUUAAAUUCAUCCGCUUUUUGGUAUGAUCAAGUGAUGUCAUCUUUGUGACUUAUCACAAUGUACAAAUGUAGGUAUGUAUAUUAUACCACUACCAGUACAUCUGUACUUACCAUGUCUGUUUGUCUAAAUUAAAGGAUAAUGAUGCUCCAGUACUUAUCUCCGACCUUAUUUGUGUAUAUUUUAUGAUAGAAAGUGUUCUGUUAUUAACCGACCAAACUUGUUUAAUACUACAGUAAGGACCGCUACCGUAUUUGUUUUAAUUAUGAUAUAAAGAGGGCUUAUAUAUUAUAUAAUAAAUAACUAAGAAUCUUUGGAAAUGUCAA